AUGAGAAGUGCCAACAUAACUCCUUCCUCUCUAUGGGACCGUGAACAAGCUUUCAUAAGGCACAAAAAAAGGCUAAAACAUAUAAAAUCCCACCACUCUACAAGACUAGAUAAUUCUCCUCCAACGACUCAAAACCUUGUUCCUCCAAUUCAACGUGCACAUAUUUUCUUAGACUUAGAGCAUUCUAAAGCUAUACAAAAAGACAAUGAUGAGCUUUUGCAGCGAUUAAAUUGCAUUUCUAAUAGAAAACCGGUAAUUUUUAUUCAGAAAUAUUGUAUAUAUAAUGAUCUCCAAUCUCCAAUAAAAAGUUUAAAUUUCCCAGCAAGAAAAAAGGAAGCAGAAAGGAUUUUUUUUGAAAAUUUUGCAUUCCUUAAAAGGAUCACUGGAAAAUCUCCAAGUCUCAGCGUUAAAAAAUUUGAUGAAGAAUACGAGCAGUCAAGAAAAUACAAGAAAACCCUUUCAAGAAUCAGUCAUAUAGAAAGGGCUGCAAGCUUAGGAAAAACAGGCCUAUUACCUCCUAUAGCUGAAGAUGGAACCCAGACGAGGACAACCCAAGAAAAAUUCAACCCAAAGAAAAAAAGCCUGUCAAUGAACGAAAUAGAAAUCCAAGAAAUCACAAAAAAUUUCAAAAAAGCCCAUGAAAAUCCAAUAAAAACAACAAACUUGUCAGAUAGGGAAAUUGAAGAAUCAGAUAACCGCAACAAGAAUUAA
Blepharisma stoltei is the source of this 711-nucleotide messenger RNA. The record is from the annotation of a GenBank genome assembly. Lineage: Eukaryota; Ciliophora; Heterotrichea; Heterotrichida; Blepharismidae.